ACAUCUCACUAAGCUGCAAUGGAAGCAUGGAAUCCUUAGCAAUCAGCAAUCUCUCAAAUCUCGAGGCAUGGUUUUGUGUGAGCCAGGGACUGGAACUCGGGCAGAAGAAAAACUGGGUAGCACUGUUGAUCAUGUUAAUCGUGGUCAUCACCAUCACAGGGAACAUCCUGGUCAUCAUGGCUGUCACAAUGGAGCGAAAACUGCAGAAUGCCACCAACUACUUCUUCAUGUCACUGGCUGUAGCUGACAUGCUGUUGGGUUUCCUCAUCAUGCCCAUUUCCAUGGUGACUAUCUUGUAUGGAUACUCGUGGCCAUUCCCAGACAUCCUGUGCCCAUUGUGGAUCUACCUCGAUGUGCUGUUGUCCACAGCAUCCAUCAUGCAUCUGUGUGCAAUCUCAGUAGAUCGCUACAUUGCUAUCCGCAAUCCAAUAGCCCACAGCCGUGCCAAGUCUCCAUGGCGUGCCCGUGCCAAGAUCACUGCAGUCUGGACCAUCUCUGCCAGUAUCUCCAUGCCCAUUCCAGUCAUAGGCCUCCAAGACCACACGAAAGUGUUCAAAGAAGAAAGCUGCUUUCUGACUGACAGUUCAUUUGUACUUAUCGGCUCCUUUAUGGCCUUCUUCAUGCCAUUGACCAUCAUGGUGGUAACAUACUUCCUGACCAUAAAUGCCCUCCAGAGUGAAGCCACACUUUGCUUGGACCAGUUGGUGCCACGACCCAGGUGGAAUGGUAGUUUGGCGCUGAGCUUUCUCCCUAAUGAUAAGAAGCUGUUUCUGCGGCGCUCGUUGACCAUCAGCAAUGAACAGAAGGCAUCUAAAGUACUGGGCAUUGUCUUUAUUCUUUUUGUCAUCAUGUGGGGCCCGUUUUUUGUUACCAAUGUCUUGGUGGCUGUGUGUGACUCCACCAUCUGCCACAAUGACAUCAUCAAUGUGCUCCAUAAUGUUUUUGUGUGGGUUGGAUACCUGUCAUCAGCGGUGAAUCCACUGGUCUACACUCUCUUCAAUAAAACAUAUCGUUCUGCCUUCGCUAGAUAUAUGAGAUGUCAGUAUAGAGAGAAGAGAAAACCACUGAGGCUUAUUCUAAUCAACACUAUCCCUCCGUUAGCAUAUCAGUCAGUGCUAGCUGAGGCUCUGGGAGAAUUCUCCUCACCACUUCCAAGUAAAAAGCCACAACCUUGUAAAAGAAUCCCUGAGGAAAGUGUUACUUGUGUGUGA
This is a messenger RNA of Tachysurus vachellii, 1211 nucleotides long. It is a transcript of the gene htr2aa, whose product is annotated as 5-hydroxytryptamine (serotonin) receptor 2A, genome duplicate a. The record is from RefSeq and is a predicted model, not a curated record. NCBI's taxonomy places the organism in Eukaryota, Metazoa, Chordata, Actinopteri, Siluriformes, Bagridae. Bases 27 to 1211 code for a protein of 394 amino acids. The transcript has 3 exons. Gene Ontology annotation, molecular function: G protein-coupled serotonin receptor activity; neurotransmitter receptor activity. Gene Ontology annotation, biological process: G protein-coupled receptor signaling pathway, coupled to cyclic nucleotide second messenger; chemical synaptic transmission. Gene Ontology annotation, cellular component: plasma membrane; dendrite.